Molecule: messenger RNA, 3033 nt
Organism: Cylicocyclus nassatus
Lineage: Eukaryota; Metazoa; Nematoda; Chromadorea; Rhabditida; Strongylidae
Source: the annotation of a GenBank genome assembly
GGUUCACAAUUUCACAGUAUCAGCCUACAUAGAACUCUGUUGAUGGAUAGGGCUGGACGUAAACGUAAAGCGGAAGAUGAAAAUGAAGAGCUACAAAAGGCAUUACGAUCUUUUGAAGACGAGUUCGGCGGUCUCGGCGGAAGCUUGGAUCGCGGGCCAAAGGCGUUUAUACGUUCCGAAGUUGUGAAUGCGAAUAAAACAGUGAGCGCUGGAAAACCACAGCUUUAUAAACCCGAACCUAUGGUUACCAUUCAACGUACCCUUCCAAUGAGUGGGAGCUCCUUUGAGGAGUCCAAGAGGCUUGCUGCUGAGAAAGCACGUCGAAUGCUGGAAGAAGCUCACAAAGGCAAGGGGCCUCCACCGCAGGUCAUACCUUCAAGUGCUACUCGUCCAGUUACGAGACCUCCCAGACCUGGUGCUGGUCGAUCUGUGCAAAAAAGCAAAACCAGUAACUUGGAGGCGUUCAAAGAAGAGCUGAAGAAAGUGCAACAAGAACGAGACCAACGCAAAGGUCUUAGAGAUCAUCUUCGAGCUGAGUUGGGUGUUGAUGCGGAAGCUCUUGAUAAGAUAGCACCUGCAUUAGAUAAGCCAUAUAUGGGAAGCGGAGAAUACGAUGAUGAUCCGUACACUACAAAUUUGUACAUUAGCAACCUACCACUAGAUAUGACUAUGGAAGAUUUAUUUGAUUCUUUUGGAUCUUUCGGACCGCUAGCUUCGGCAAAGAUCCUUUUCCCGCGCACAGAAGAGGAGAAAAGACGGGAGCAUCUGUGCGGUUUCUGCGCUUUUAUGUCGAGAGAAGAUGUUGAUCGAGCCCUAGCUCAAAUGAUGGGGUUUUUCAUCCGUGGUGAACCUAUUAGAAUGUCAUUUGCCAAACCCAUAGUCAUUCCGGCUCAGCCUUUUUACGUUCCUCCACCUUUGUUGGAUUUGAGCGCACCCGAUCCGAUCACUGAGCUACCAUUCAAUGCCAAGCCUCUAUAUGCAGACUUGAUGGCCUAUAAAGAGAAAUUUGGUGAUCUACCACACUAUGGGACACCGAUAAAUUUCGAAGGGGAGCAGAAGGAGCUCUACGACAAGAUGAUCAAGAACGCGACAGUUCGUGUAGUGAUUCCGUCAGACAGCCAUCUCCUCCUCGUCAUUCAACAUGUCGUGGAAUUUACCAUACGCGAGGGUCCCCUCUUCGAAGCAAUGUUGAUGACUCGCGAGAGGACCAAUCCUCUGUUUCGGUUCCUUUUCGAGCUUAAUCAUCCCACCCAUGUCUACUAUCGGUGGAGGCUAUUUUCAAUCUCGCAAGGGGACACCUUCCUGGAAUGGCGACGUGAAAAGUUCAAAAUGUUUGAUGGUGGAUCGUGGUGGCAGCCACCCAUUCCGCAAGUGGAGCUCUUCAGUUGCAUGCCUCGUUCACUGCACAGUUUCGCUUGUACUCUUACCGAGCCUAGCCGGUGGCUUCCUAAGCUAGAUCAAUCCGGGCAGCGGACAACUCGUACGCAUGAUAAUAGAGCGAGACAGGACAGGUCGAGAAGUCCCAAGGGAGACAUCAAAAAAUCAAAAGCACGGCUACGAAAAAGUCAGCGAAAGAAGCUGGAGCAAAUUCUCAGAGAGCUCACACCAGAGAGCGAUAGCAUUGGAUAUGCUAUGGUUUGGUGUGCGGAUCACGCAACUUGCGCUAGAGAAAUUUGUGAAUGUAUAUAUGAAUCGCUCACAAUAGACGAAACUCCUUUGCAUAAGAAGAUCGCAAGAUUGUAUUUGAUAUGCGAUCUUCUCGCUAAUGCUGCAUCUCGAGGAGUCAGGGAUGUGUUUUAUUUUAGACAGUAUUUCGGUGAUCUCUUGACAAAGAUUUUCUCUGCACUGGGUCGUACUCUUAGAAACAUCAGUGCGAGGCUGAAGGCUGAGCAAUUCAAACAGCGUGUUAUGUUGUGUUUUCGGGCUUGGGAGGAAUCGGUAUUGUACCCUACGGAUGUGCUCGUUAAUAGUCAAAACAUAUUCCUUGGUUUGACGGAGAGCAAAACAUCAGAUGAAUCAGAUGAAGAUUUGGAUGGUGCGCCAUGCGACAUCGAUGGCGUUCCUAUAGAUGAUGACCGAAAUAUGCCCAUUUUUGACGACAGCGAUGAUCAUCGUGCCGGUACAUCUUCAGAGCAAACCAGAAAACCUACGGGAAUGUUCAAAUCUGGAAACUGGAGCACGAUUGGCACUGUUGAGCCAGUAAAAAGUAAAUGGGAGGAAGAUGAUGCAGAAACGUCUUCGAAAGAGCAAAACUCCAGUCCUCAACGAGAAGAAAGGGAUACAAACGCAAUUAGUACUCGCACAAAAGAGAGCGACGACAGCGAUACUGACGGAGAGAUUGAGGAAAAGGAGGAUAUACUUGCCAGUGCUGCUAUGGAGGAGGAGCGACGAAAACUGAUGCGAGAAGUAGAGGUGAAAAUAAUGGCUUUGCAAGACGAACUCGAGAGCAAGAAAGAUCCCGAUAUUGCUUCGAAGGUCAAAGCUCUGCGGGAAAAGGAAAUGGCCGAAGUGGAGAGUAAUCUUGCUGCGUUGGUCAAAAAGCGGAUGAAGAAAGAAAAGAAAAAGGGGAAGAGAGAUACCAGGAAAGACACGAAGGAUGAUUACUCCAAAUCUAAUCGCGAUUCGGAACGUUCGGAUCGAAGGAGGGACACUCGUGAUACGGACUCACGGAUCGAGACAGGGACCGCGAUAGACGUCGUAGUAGAAGUAGAGAUAGGAAACGUGACUCUAGUCGGGAUCGCUCAAGACGUGAUCGACGCUAGAAUCCUUACAGCGAGCUCAUGGUAUAAUCGUGUCAAGUGUAUGGAUGUCAAGCGAAAAAGAAUGGCUUGCAACUCUAAGUGAUUGUGGAUUACGUUCUAUGUCAUGGUGAUCAAACCAAGGUCACUGAAAUGAAGCGGUCCGCGUUAUCGUAUAAGUUUUUUUUGCAGGUUCUGUGUUUAUUGUUAUGAUUGAUUUGGUCCUUGUAAUGUGAAUUUGUUGUUUUGUCGUUGUUAUUAUAUGUAUUCAAGUCAGUGAGAAUGAAUAUAUCUA